AUGGGUAACGACGACGCCCUCAAGAAGGCUGCAAAGCUGAUUCGUGAUGGAAAAGCACGAAACAUUGCCGUCUUGACUGGUGCGGGAAUCUCAACGUCGGCUGGUAUCCCUGACUUUCGAUCACCUGGUACAGGCCUGUACGACAACCUCGCUGCGCUGAACCUGCCCUUCCCCGAGGCAGUGUUCACGCUCGACUACUUUGAGGUUCGCCCAGAGCCAUUCUGGACACUGGCAAAGGAUCUGUACCCGGGAAAGUACUUUCCCACACCGACACACUACUUCUUGGCCCUUUUGCACGACAAGGGCCUGCUGCAGCGCGUCUGGACCCAGAACAUUGACACUCUUGAGACGGCUGCCGGAGUGCCAGUCGACCUGGUGCUCGAGGCACAUGGCUCGUUUGCAACCGCCCACUGUUUGGCGUGCAGCCGCAGCGCGAGCACUGAACAUGUCGUUCGUUCAGGUGUGAGGGAAGGCAAGGUCGUGCGCUGCGAUCGCGCAGGGUGCGACGGCCUCGUCAAGCCCGACAUUGUGUUCUUUGGCGAGGGACUGCCACCAGAGUUCUUCCAGAUGAAGAGGGAACUGUUCGACUGCGACCUCCUUCUGGUCAUCGGCACGUCCCUCCAAGUGGAGCCCUUUGCCUCUCUAGUGCACGUCGUGGACAGCGACGUCCCGCGCGUCCUGAUCAACCGCGAGGCCGUCGGCCCCUUCGCCCGCCGCUUCAACCCAUUCAAGAAGAGUUCGUCGCCCAAGAGCUCGCGGGACAGCGUGUUCCUCGGCGACGCAGACGAGGCCGUGCGCAUCCUCGCUGCUGAGCUGGGGUGGGAGACGGAGCUAGACGACAAGAUGGCCGCGGGACACAAAACAUUGAAACAGCACUGGAACGAGCGGGAGAAGAAGUGGCUUGGUGCAGACGAGUCUGAGGAGGAGGAGGAGCAAGAGGAGGAGGCAGGCGAGAGCGAGAGCGAGAGCGAGCCCGAGGUGGCAGACCAGAGCGCCGCCGCCUCCACUCCUCCCCCUCCUCCUCUCGCCGAGGCAAAGCCCACCACCCCCACCGCCGCCGCCGUGCCUGCUGCUGACGGGUCCGAGCUCGAAGCCGGGGCUGGGUCUGGCCCUGCGCCUAGCUCGCCAUCGGCGGGUACACACGUGGCCGGCGAGGGUGAGGACACGGAGGUGGACGCACUGGCGGAAUCUGUGGCGCGCGUCGAGAUCAAGGACCAGGGAAAGGACAAGGACAGGCAAGCGCCCAAGGUGAAGGAUAAAGCUAAAGUGUAA
Messenger RNA from Apiotrichum porosum, 1272 nucleotides. RefSeq names its product Sir2 histone deacetylase Hst2 (gene HST2). NCBI's taxonomy places the organism in Eukaryota, Fungi, Basidiomycota, Tremellomycetes, Trichosporonales, Trichosporonaceae. Gene Ontology annotation, molecular function: NAD+ binding. Bases 1 to 1272 code for a protein of 423 amino acids. The transcript has 5 exons. The record is from RefSeq and is a predicted model, not a curated record.